AUGGGCAUGGUGACACUUUUUGCUCUGUGUUCCAGCAUGGGACUCUGGUCCAGGAUAGCUCCAACCUCUGCCAGCUCUAUCCUGCUAUUGUUUCUUGUGAAACAGGCCAAAGGUUCUCUGCUGGAAAAAACCACUACUGGAUGGAACAAAUACAAACAGGAAUGCUUGAAAAUGCUGCAGGAAUCGUCUGUAGACAGUGGAGUGCAUUGCAAUGGGACAUUUGAUCAAUUUGUUUGCUGGCCUUACUCACCCCCUGGAAAUGUCUCUGUUCCUUGUCCUUCAUAUUUGCCAUGGCUGGAAAAUGGAAGUGUAGGACAUGUAUACAGAGUCUGCUUGGAUGAAGGGAUUUGGCAAACAAAGGAAAAUUCCACAGACAUUUGGCGGGAUAGCUCAGAAUGUUCUGAGAAAAAUCAUUUCCAGAAAAAUGAAGAAGAACAUAAGCUGCUCACCACAUUACAGCUCUUAUACACCAUAGGAUAUUACUUUUCUCUCAUCUCACUGGUGUUAGCUCUGCUUAUACUUUCUUUACUCAGAAAACUUCACUGCACAAGAAACUACAUCCAUAUGAAUUUAUUUGCAUCCUUUAUCUUGCGUGCUGCAGCAGUUCUUAUUAAAGACUCUGUGUACAACAAUAUUUACUCAAAAAGACCAAAUGAUGAAAGUGGAUGGAUAUUGUACCUCAGUCCAGAGAUUGUAAUCAUUUGCAGGACUGCCCAGUUUUUCAUGCAUUACUUUGUUGGGGCAAAUUACUUCUGGCUGUUGGUGGAAGGAAUUUAUCUGCACACAUUAUUGAUAACUGUGGUGCUCUCUGAAAGAAGGCUGCUGCAGACAUACAUUGUGAUAGGAUGGGUUGUUCCAAUCCUGUUUGUGGGCCCAUGGGGAAUAAGCAGAUCCAAACUGGAGAACACUGGGUGCUGGGGAACAAAUGAACACAUGGGGAUCUGGUGGAUCAUCCGAGGACCAAUGUUGUUUUCCAUUGCAGUUAACUUUGGCAUCUUCUUAAAAAUUCUCAGAAUGCUGAUUUCCAAACUGAAAGCUCAGCAAAUGACCUUCCAUGACUACAAAUACAGAUUGGCAAGAUCUACACUUGUGCUGAUUCCAUUGUUGGGGAUCCACGAAUUUGUGUUUACCUUCAUCACUGAUGAACAGGUGGAAGGACUUUCAAGACAUAUAAGACUUUUCAUUCAGCUGACAAUGAGCUCAUUUCAUGGUUUUUUGGUAGCAGUUCUCUAUUGCUUUGCUAACGGAGAGCUGAGGGUACAGCUGGCAAAGCACCUCACCAGCUCCGGCACUGAUCUGAAGCCAUGGAGCUCAGGAAGGCCAGAGAAGGGCCAAAAGGCUCUGGCUGAAAUGGAAAAUGCCAGAGAGCCCUCCAGCACAGGACAAGAGUGUGACAGCAUCGCUCGGACCAAGAGGGAGCUCACAGGUGCUGUUAGAAGCAAGGGAACUCCAGCAAGCCCUGACCUGUAA
Molecule: messenger RNA, 1470 nt
Organism: Pyrgilauda ruficollis (rufous-necked snowfinch)
Lineage: Eukaryota; Metazoa; Chordata; Aves; Passeriformes; Passeridae
Gene: GLP2R
Product: glucagon like peptide 2 receptor
Exons: 14
Coding region: 1-1470 (489 amino acids)
Biological process (GO): cell surface receptor signaling pathway; adenylate cyclase-modulating G protein-coupled receptor signaling pathway
Cellular component (GO): plasma membrane
Molecular function (GO): peptide hormone binding; glucagon receptor activity
Source: RefSeq, a predicted model, not a curated record